Messenger RNA from Cetraspora pellucida, 402 nucleotides. Lineage: Eukaryota; Fungi; Glomeromycota; Glomeromycetes; Diversisporales; Gigasporaceae. The record is from the annotation of a GenBank genome assembly.
AUGACACAACCCGAUCAGUUGCAAAUCACCAUUUACGAAACCUCACUGGAACAUUUGAUACCUUUGAAAUACAAGAGGAUGAGUUACAUAUACCUAAACCUAGGUUGUUUAAAAUCUUCAUGGAAUUACAGGGAUAUCUAUCCAGAUAUAUAUGAAUUAAGGUAUAUUCACUAUGUCUCAAAUUGCUGGAAUAAGAAACAACCACGAUAUGAAAUCUUUUUUGAUACCGCAUCACGUCUUAAAACAAUAUUUAAUUCAGAUUCUCCAAAGAAUCAUAGUACGAUAGCUCGAACUGGGGCAGGUUUGGCCAAAAGCGGUGACAUCAAAGUGAAAUUGGAGCAAGAAAGGAUGGAUUUAACAGUCAUCAUCGAUAAGAUGAAGAUCUUAAAUCAAUCAUUGUAA